This is a messenger RNA of Amphimedon queenslandica, 631 nucleotides long. RefSeq names its product neurogenic locus protein delta-like. The transcript has 3 exons. Bases 98 to 463 code for a protein of 121 amino acids. Lineage: Eukaryota; Metazoa; Porifera; Demospongiae; Haplosclerida; Niphatidae. The record is from RefSeq and is a predicted model, not a curated record.
AUUUAUUACUCUCUUAGUUUAUUGUGAUCCUCCUUGCAUACAUGGAGCAUGUGUGGAUAACAACACAUGUUUUUGUUCGGAAGGCUAUGAAGGAGUUAUGUGUAACAAUACUAUUCUACAAGACUGUGAAGAGGAUUUCUGUCUUAAUGGUGCUACCUGUCAAAUAGUAGCUGGAGCUUAUUUGUGUAUAUGUUCUGAUGGUUUCACUGGACCCAAUUGUGGUACAGAAAUUGUGGUAAGCAGUCCUAUUCCAACCACUUCAACAACUCCGCCAGGGAGUAAUAAAGCAUCAUCAGUUAAUACCUGGAUCAUUAUCAUUAUAGCACUAGUUGUCAUUCUCAUGGCAAUUGUGGCUGUUAUAACUGUAUCUGUUUGUCUGUGCUUCGUUAAAAGACGUAAAGUUAAGAGUUACACCAAGAAUGAAUAUGAGGCUGAAAUGAUUGAGAAGCUUGAAAUGAAAUAAAAAACUAUAUAUUUACAAAUACAUUUUUAUUGUUAUUGUACUUGCUAUUAGUGUUGUUUUUAGUCUUGAGGCCAGCUUCUGGCCCAUAUUGUUUUAGUAAGGUAAAUUUAUUUUAGUUUUAUAUCUAGUUCCAGUUUUUUAAAUAAAGUUUUAAAAUUGGCACUUUGA